GCUGCAGAUUAGUUGCUGAAGCGUGAAUAGAGCGGGAGAUUUAAUUUUGUUAUGAGACUUCGUUUGCGUAUUCUCCAGCGCGUCGAUCCGCUUCUGAAAGAAUAUCUGAAUGUUCAUCAACUGCCCGGUGUCGUUGAGGCUCUGCUGUCGGCUCUCAUUGUACUUCAGCCAUCAAACCCGGAAGAAUUCAUUGUAGAAAAAUUAGAGACAGUAAGGAGAGGAGAAAUCAAGGACAUUAGCUGGGACACGUUCAUUCCUCGACAUUUGAGGCCUAAACACAAAGUUCUACAAGAUCAAUUUUUGGAUUUGUUCUUUAGCAGUGAUGAUGAUGAUUUUGAUCCCAGAAUAUUUGAGUCGUGUUUACCUGAACAUUACCAGAAGGCUCAUGAUCUUUAUAAGGGAAAACUGAGGACAAAAUGUUUUGUUGCUUGGGCUCAUUAUUACCGAGAGAAGAAACGGUUAAUACUAGAAGAGCAGGCCAAGCUGGAGGCUGCGUGUAGUCGCUACAAAGAGCAUCUUUUGUGUAAAACGUUUGAUCACUGGCUGAUGUGGAUGAGAGACAUCAGCGCCAGGAAGGAAUUGGCGUUUAAUAAGAUUCAGAAUGUUAUGAGAGUGAGGCUCUGUGGUCACGUGUUUGUUGCUUGGUUACAAACGACUCGGGACUCAGUUCGAACACGACAGUAUUUUAAGAACUUGGAAAAAAGUCAAGACACAACAGAAUCAGAAAGCAGCGACGGUCGCACUGUAGCAGAUGCAUCGGACAAGAUAUCUCUAUUACCAGAAAGGGCACAGCUAACAAUAUUUGGCUUUGUGAGUGCCAAUCUUGCCGAUUUGGCUCGCUGUGCACGCGUGUGUCGAUCAUGGAAAAUGAUCACACAACACAGUCAGUUGUGGAGUCGUAUCAAUCUCUCACCAAUAAAACUAAGUGUGGUGGACUCAGUGCUACUCACGUUGAUUCAAACGUAUCGUCCGUUUAUCGUCAAUUUGAAUUUACGUGGCUGCUGCCUGUUGACACCAAAAUCCCUAAAGAAUAUCGGUGAAUGCAAGAAUCUGCAAGAUCUCAACUUGUCUGAGUGUCCCUUAAUUGGCGAUGAUGUCAUCCGGGAAAUAGCAGCAAACUGUGAGAGUCUUCUCUAUCUCAACCUGUCACAUUGUCACAUCACAGACGCAGUGUUACGGACGAUCACAAAAGGAUUCCAGAACCUUCUCUAUCUCAGUAUGGCAUAUUGCACUUCGUUUACGAGUCGGGGGUUGCAUUACUUGACGACCGGGAAGGGAUGUCAGAAACUCAUCUAUUUGGAUGUGUCGGGUUGUGAGCAGAUUUCACCAGAUGGCAUGAAGAGUAUUGCUCGAGGCUGUCACAAGCUGCAAACACUUGUGAUGAAUGAUCUUCCAAAUUUAACCGACGAAGGUCUCCAUCCUGUUACAACUUAUUGCCACAGUCUGUAUCAUGUCAGUUUGCUGGGAGCAGUCGGUCUGACAGACGAAGCAUUUAAGUAUUUGGCACUGCACUCAAGGAAACUACAGUCAAUUCGGCUGGAAGGAAACGGCAAGAUCACUGACAUUGCAUUGAAAAUGAUCAGUCGAGGCUGCCCUGACUUGUCACACAUUUGUUUCAUCGAUUGUGCAAAGCUCACUGAUCAGUCUCUAAAGGCACUCGGGUCAUGCAAAGGCGUCCGUGUUCUCAAUGUAGCUGACUGCGUUAGGCUCUCUGAUUCAGGCAUUCGUCAGGUAGUUGAAGGGUCGUCGGGAUCAAAGCUUCAGGAAGUUAAUCUUACUAAUUGUGUUCGCAUCAGUGAUGUCACUCUGCUUCGAAUAGCUCAGAAAUGCCAUCGUCUCACAUACAUCUCGUUGUGUUUCUGUGAGCACAUCACGGAUGCCGGAGUUGAGUUGUUAGGCACACUGCCGUCUCUUCUUUCCAUCGACCUGACAGGCUGCAAUAUUGGUGAUCAGGGUAUUGCUUCUCUUGGUACAAGUUCAUCCUUUUUGGAUCUCAACAUUGCCGAAUGCUCUCAAAUCACAGAUAUUGGCUUGCAGAAAUUUUGCAGUAAUUGUGUGUCGUUGGAGAGAAUUGAUAUGACUGGUUGCCAUAAUUUGACGGAUAGUGGUAUCCAGAAUUUGGCUUUCUGUUGUCGUAUGUUGACUGUGGUGCAGUUGGCUGGCUGUCAUCAGUUGACUGACUUGAGCCUUCAAUAUCUCUCCGGUGGCUGCCACUAUCUCACCGACCUUGAUGUGUCUGGUUGUAUUUGUAUGAGUGACAAAGGGCUGAAGUAUUUGAAGAGAGGAUGUCGCCAACUCAAGAGUCUGAUCAUGUAUGGUUGUCGUGGAAUAACAAGGGCUGCGGCUAAUAAGAUGCAGACAACGUGCGCAACUGUUCAAUACAGCUGGGACACACCGUCUUUAUCAACAAUCGAGACAUAUGGCGUCACUUGAGUGACAUUGAUGUGAAUGCCUCAGUGUCUGUGAGAAUUCCAAUAAACUUAUCUAUCUUUUUAGUAAUACAGGUGUAACAGAAUGAGACUAUUUUUUGUAAUAAACAAUGCAGAGGUUUGAUUGUGAAUGGA
This is a messenger RNA of Corticium candelabrum, 2564 nucleotides long. RefSeq names its product F-box and leucine-rich repeat protein 13-like. The record is from RefSeq and is a predicted model, not a curated record. The transcript is spliced from 22 exons. Gene Ontology annotation, molecular function: protein binding. Lineage: Eukaryota; Metazoa; Porifera; Homoscleromorpha; Homosclerophorida; Plakinidae. The coding region runs from base 52 to 2433 and encodes 793 amino acids. Gene Ontology annotation, cellular component: SCF ubiquitin ligase complex. Gene Ontology annotation, biological process: SCF-dependent proteasomal ubiquitin-dependent protein catabolic process.